This is a messenger RNA of Zootermopsis nevadensis, 2406 nucleotides long. RefSeq names its product histamine H1 receptor. The record is from RefSeq and is a predicted model, not a curated record. Gene Ontology annotation, molecular function: G protein-coupled acetylcholine receptor activity. Gene Ontology annotation, cellular component: plasma membrane. Lineage: Eukaryota; Metazoa; Arthropoda; Insecta; Blattodea; Termopsidae. Gene Ontology annotation, biological process: positive regulation of MAPK cascade; adenylate cyclase-activating adrenergic receptor signaling pathway.
GGUUUCCUUUGUCAGAAAGCGUCUGACGUUCAAGCAGUAGCGACGAUCGCCGUUUGCUGGAAGAGACAAAAAUGCAACGGCGUAACCUCUUUCGAAAGUUAUAUUUUUCGGAUAAAAUCUUCAAAUUAAAACGCUUGGACGUGUUACUUGCGGCACUGGAACUUAAUCACAAAUUAGACUUUUAAAAACAGUUACUAAUGAAUUUUAAACUUACAUAUCAGCACGCUGAGUCGUGUCGUGUCGUGCAUAUAGCAUCGUCAGUUUUCACCGUAACGAAACAACAAAGUGAAAAGUUAAUAGGAAGUUUACUUUAAAUUACUUCAAAAAUUUUAAAUUUUCCUCUCUUUAAGUUUUUGUUUUUCACUUUUUCAAGCCUUCGUUUAAAUGAUCGCCGAAAAUCAGUCACUAAAUGUACUAUCUCUACAAUAUAUCAAAAUAUAAUUACGACAUUAACCACCUAAUGGAGAUUUCUAGUGCUUACAGUGAGAACUUUAUAGUAAACAGCAGUAGUGAUAAUAAUACAAACCACAAAGCAUGUUCGAUAGAAAAUAAAAUUAACUUUUCUUACGCAUGUUCGAUGUUUUGGAAUAAAACCACGUCUGUUUAUGACGAGACUGUUGAGAAUUCAAGUGCAGACAGUCUGGAAGACAAGGUUUAUUUAAACUUGGGUCUGGCAGUACCGAUGGGGAUUGCCAUGUACAUGCUUAGUCUUGUGACAGUUGUGGGUAACGCCAUGGUACUUCACGCCAUUAGAACCGAGCGACGUCUUCAAACUGUGUCUAAUAUGUUCAUCAUGAGUCUGGCCGCUGCUGACAUAACAGUUGGAGGCAUCGUUAUGCCCAUUAGCUCCGUGUAUGCGCUCACCGGUCAAUGGGUGCUCGGUCUCCCAGUGUGCCAGUUCUGGUUGUCGGCAGACUACACAGCAUCCACAGCGUCAAUCUUGAACCUGUUCAUCCUGAGCAUGGACCGGUACUGGUCCAUCACGUCUCCACUGCGGUAUUUGAGGCGUCGCACUAAAAAAAGAGCUCUAAUCAUGAUUGGCUUGGUGUGGGUCGGGUCAGCUCUUUGGAUCUUACCAAUAAUCGGUUGGCAUUACAUCGAGUCGGGAGGAGAACGCAUGUAUCCCUCCACCGUGUGCGAAACAGAAUUUGCAAGUAAUGUUGCCUUCAAAGUGACUGCUGCUUGCCUCAACUUCUAUAUCCCCACAUUAUUCAUGGUAUAUUUAUAUGGACGUAUAUUCUUCGAGAUUAAGAAACGAAGUCGCUUCGAUCUAGGACAGUGCAACCACAGCAGUAGACUAGAACUUGGCGCCAGUGCCGUAUGGGGCACUGAUUCAAUUGCCGAAGAUCAACCUCCAAACCAUUUAAGCUCGAAGUCUACAACAUUUACAAAGAAAGACGUCAUGGCCGGAGAGACGCAUCAGUUCCGUAACCUGACUGUGUUCUCAUACAAACUUGAAGGCACUCAAAGCCAAGGACUCGUCCAUUUCGAAGGAGUUACUGUCAACGUGGAAUAUGUAGAACUUGCUACAGCACCAACAGAUGUCAAACAGAAAACUGGGAAGCAAAUUCGCGAGAAUUCUGCCGGCAGCCAAUAUCGACGCACGUUCGUGCACAAGAACGCAGCCAAAAGACGCAGUAACGAUUCCGAUUCCACAAUUUUGCAGAAGGAAAAGAAAGCAGCUCUUCAACUGGGAGUGAUCAUGAGCGCGUUCAUUCUCUGUUGGCUACCUUACUUUGUCUUGUUCAUGGUUAUAGCUUUCUGUAGUGACUGUGUAAAUCCUAUCGUCCACACUGCUACAAUAUGGCUUGGAUACAUCAACUCCACACUGAACCCAAUUCUGUACCCUCUUUGUAACACAAACUUUAAAAGAGCCUUUAAGAAAAUGCUAGGAUUUGGCAGCAAGGAUCCAAAUGGCCUGAUAUCAAUGGCGAGCCGGGUAGGAGCCAGACAGUCAAACCAAUUACAACGAACAUUAAAUAAUGAUCAAUAUCUUCACUAUCGUUAACAAAUCAAUCAAUAGCUGUUACAUUUUAAAAAUGUCAGCGAUCUAGUGUGCAAAUAAUGAAGUACAAGAAAAUUGCGGGAAUAAUAUUGUUUAAAUAAAAACAAAUCAUGGAGUUUCAUCACAAACGAUGGACGAAUGAACAGGAAAAGAGAGAUAUGGUAACUGUGGACCAAAUCUGAUAUGUACCCUAAGGUAUGAUAACUGCGGACCAAAAUCGAUCAUAUAAAUUAUAUGACAACAGAACUACAUACUAUUACAAACAGCCUCUAUCUGUGAUCAUUCAGCCCAUUUGGAAAGACGAAAACUGACAGACACCUAAACUAGGGUUAAACUUAUUUAUUGAAAUAUAGACGACAAAAUGUAUCGUAUUUAAUAUUAAUAAAUGUAUUAAUAACGUA